AUGACUCAUCUCAUUUGCAGGAAUGCUACCCUGUUCGACGCGUCUAAGCAUCUCGCGUACUCUCCGCCAACACGUAUCCUCACUAUGGGAGACCUUCAGCUAGAGAACACAGCCAUUUCCUCCAUCGCUGCCUCCGAUCCCUUCCCCUUGCUCUCUUAUGAGGCUGUCCUUGAGCAUCGUCGCGAGCUCUUUAGCCCCAAGGUGAUUGACAAUUGUCUCCACCGCACCCUUCCUGGCUCAGCCAUGCUUCGCGGCAUGGCCCAGAAAUACACGCCAUUCAUUCAGUCUUUCUGGAACUCCCCCGAAGUGUUGAAGAUUGUGAGCAGUAUUGCGGGCGUGGACCUUGUGCCGGCGAUGAACUACGAGAUCUGCCACACAAACAUCCAAUUGGGAAGUGAAGGUCUCGAUGGCACAAACUAUGACAACGCCAUCGUUGAGUGGCAUAAGGACUCGCAUCCUUUUGUCAUUGUUGUCAUGUUGUCUGACGCUCGCAACAUGGAGGGAGGCGAGACUGUGUUGAUGGGAGGAGACGGCAAGACGCUGAGCGUUCGAGCGCCGCAAAUGGGACGACACAUUUCCCACGUUGCGCUUCCCGCAACCAACAUGCCUGAGCGAAUAACUAUUGUAACGUCGUUCCGACCCCGAGACCCAACACUGGCAGAUGAAACCACAAAUGCUAAUGUUAGAGGCGAAUCGCAUCUGACCGAGCUCUUUUACCAAUGGUCAACGUACCGCUUAGAUAACCUAGCCAAGAGGGCUAACAUCAUGGCAAGCGAGUUGAGAAACAACCAAGAGAUAAAUUCUUCGUCUGCUCCAAGGCCAAUCGUGAAACCUUGA
Molecule: messenger RNA, 837 nt
Organism: Ilyonectria robusta
Lineage: Eukaryota; Fungi; Ascomycota; Sordariomycetes; Hypocreales; Nectriaceae
Exons: 5
Coding region: 1-837 (278 amino acids)
Source: RefSeq, a predicted model, not a curated record